GAUCUCGUCGCUGCUCCGGUUAAGAAGCAAGGGCUCUUCAGACAUCAUCGGCUCCACAAGUGCAUGCUUUAGAGGGUUCGCGAGACUUGAGACCAUGGGAAGCCGAUUAGGAAGGAGGGUGGUUCACUUUGCAAAUCUACCCAUCAAGCUCCUCAUGCCAUCUUCCUUCACCAACAUCACCGAAAUUGCGCUUAAGACCAUCCCUGCUGCUUCCAAAAUCGAGAUCAAGCGUGUCCUCGAAUCCCUCUACGGCUUCGAAGUCGAUAAAGUACGAACCCUAAACAUGGAGGGCAAAAAGAAGAAACGCGGUGGUUUGUUGAUUGCGAAGCCCGACUAUAAAAAGGCCUACGUAAGCCUAAGGAACCCGCUUUCCAUCUCGCCCGAGCUUUACCCGCUUCGCAUGAUCGAGGAGGAGAAGAAGCGGACCAACAAACAGUCCAGGUCCAGCGUCGUCGAGGAAGGCGAAACCAAGAGGCAUUGGCUUGAUCAUCAGAAGGAAGGUGAGAGGUUCAAGCUCGAUAAGGCUUCGAACGAUAGAAGAGGAAAUCGUGUUGAUGGUGUUGUUAAGUUUCCCUGGAGCAGCAUGAAGUCUGGUACUUUCAGUGCUAAGUAGAGUAUAGAGAGCAUUUCUUAGGCUUUUGAAAUUUGAAUGCCCAAAAUCUUGCAUUCCAAGUGCUUGUGGAAAUUUCUUUUCCACAUUUCAGCAUGGAAAACGUAUAUGAUCUUUUAGGCAUCUGAAUUUCAUGGUUUAAUCAAGUAUUGAUUAUACUGUUGCUUGACAUGGAAAAUUGUAGAAGUCUUUUUUUCAGCAUUGAAAAUCGAAAAGAACAAUACAGAACACGAACCAACAGAGUGCUACUGUAGUGUAGUCUGUAUGAUUAGUUAAUAAUCAAAGAAGAAAUAACAGUUGCGCUUGAGUAUGCUAA
This is a messenger RNA of Neltuma alba, 926 nucleotides long. RefSeq lists its product as uncharacterized. Gene Ontology annotation, cellular component: ribosome; mitochondrial large ribosomal subunit. The transcript has a single exon. The record is from RefSeq and is a predicted model, not a curated record. Gene Ontology annotation, biological process: mitochondrial translation. Lineage: Eukaryota; Viridiplantae; Streptophyta; Magnoliopsida; Fabales; Fabaceae. Gene Ontology annotation, molecular function: structural constituent of ribosome. The coding region runs from base 95 to 613 and encodes 172 amino acids.